Molecule: messenger RNA, 2085 nt
Organism: Lobosporangium transversale
Lineage: Eukaryota; Fungi; Mortierellomycota; Mortierellomycetes; Mortierellales; Mortierellaceae
Product: tim-barrel domain-domain-containing protein
Exons: 4
Source: RefSeq, a predicted model, not a curated record
AUUUUGGUCGAAGGUACCACAUUGUCUGCUUUGGGUCGUGGCCUCAAGUAUUACUUGGAUCAAGCUGGUCAGGUCGAGUUGACUUGGAGCGGCAACCGUUUUGAUGAGUUGCCCCCUAUUCCUCCGCAUGUCCCUGACCUGGAACUGGAUACAAACCAGACUGUGACUACUGGACAUGUCCGCGGAAGCUUUGUUCCCUGGCGUUACUAUACCAAUGUGGUUACAUUUGGCUACCAGUUUGUGUUCUGGGAUUGGAAGCGCUGGGAGCGUGAGCUUGACUGGAUUUUGUUGAAUGGAAUAAAUCUGUUGCCUGCAAUGGUCGGCCAAGAAUAUAUCGCCCGCGAAUUCUACCGUAACCUGAACUUGACAGAUGAGGAGAUCGAUAGCUUCUUGACGGGCCCAUCUUAUAUGCCCUGGCAGCGUAUGGGCAACUUGCAAGGCUCCUGGACUCAUAAGUUACUCAACAGCAGUGCUGCCAAUGAGCUGGUCUACAAGAACAAGUGGAUUGAUGCUCAAUGGGACCUUCAAAAAUUGAUCAUCCGUCGCAUCCAAGAGCUAGGUAUUACGGCCAUCCUGCCUUCUUUCCAAGCGUUCACGCCCCGUGCCCUAGUUAACAAGUUCCCAGAGGCUGUCUUCAAGAAUUCGAGCCAAUGGUCCUUCUUCCCAGAGGAGCACACGAAUGUUACCUAUGUAAAGCAAACUGAUCCCCUGUUCACAACUCUGGCUACUCAGUUCUUACAGCUGCAACAAAAGCUAUACGAUGGCUACCAAUCUCAUUUCUACCUCUUGGAUCUGUAUAACGAGCUGAUUCCGGAUUGUGUGACUCCUGCUUGUUUGAAGGACACAACCACGAGUGUAACUAAGGCUCUUCAGGCGGCGGAUAAGGAUGCAGUCUGGGUAAUGCAAGGUUGGUUCUUGACCAAUACAGCUGUCUGGACCCCUGAGGCCACAAAGGCUUACUUCGAGGGCAUUCGUGAGGCCAAUGGAAAGACAUUUAUCUUUGACUUGGCUUCGGAUUCCAUUCCACUAUGGGAGUCCACUCAGGGAUUCUAUGGAUAUGACUUUGGCUUCAGCACUCUUAACAACUACGGUGCCGCUCAGGGUUUGUUUGGAAAGUUGCCAGCUCUUCUCACGACUGCUUAUAAGGCAUAUGGACAGUACAGUGCUAACUUGAAGGGCAUUGGUGUGACGACCGAGAGCGUUAAUAACAAUGAGUACAUCUAUCAGACGACACUGGAAUUGCCUUGGCAUGAUCCUAAGCAGGCCAUCGAUGGAGCUUCGCACUUGGAGCAGUUCAUCCGCCGUCGAUAUGGCCUAAAAGCGACACCCAAGGUCCAAGAUGCAUGGAAUAAACUGCGUCAGACCGUUUGGGAUUGCCAGUCAGGACAAUUGUCUCAAAGUAAAUCAUUUGUUGAGAAGACACCAGCGUUGAAUAUGAUCACUGGCCCAGAUGCCUGGCUGGGUACGGUCUUUUGGUAUAACAAGACGAUUGUUGCCGAAGCCUGGGAUCAACUGGUCCAGAGCGCUACUAAGGAGCACCAUGCCAAUGUCCCCAAGUCAUUCAAGUUUGAUCUUGUAGAUACAACUCGUGAGGUCUUGUUAGCUACAGUCUUCCCCGCAUUGCAUCAAUCCCUUGUUGAUGGAUACGAUGCCAAGGAUAUUAAUAAGAUUCGAACCUAUGGUCGCCAGCUCAUUGCAUUGAUCCGUGACGCUGAUAGAGUGUUGAACACGAACCCAGCUUUCUCAUUUGGUUCUUUUGUGAACGAAGCCAAGACCUCAAUCGAUCCCGCAGGUUACCAACAUUUCUUGGAAUCAAAUGCUCGCAACCUGGUGACCUGGUGGGGACCCGAGGGUACAGGACCCCCAGGCGCAUUGCCUGAUUAUGCAUCAAAGCAAUGGGGCGGUCUCUUGACUUCGUACUACCUACCUCGCUGGGAGUUGUUCAUUUCUCAAUUGGAGGAGGCAGUCUUAUCAAACUCUGCUUUUAAUCCGGACGAUUACUUGAGCAAGAGGUUGGCGCGUGAAGCUCAAUGGCAGACGCAGGUCUGGGGCCAACGCCCUGGUGAGACCUGGGUAACCAAUGGC